AUGUCUUACGAGCCCUCCUACUCCCCAGGCCGCUUUGUGCCUCGGAAGUCCGCUCUUGUCAAUUCGUUGGUGUUUGUCUCUGUUUUGGUCAAUUCAAUGACCUUAGGCUAUGAUGGGAACAUGAUGAAUGGGCUGAUGAUUUUGCCAUCUUUCUCUGAUUACAUGCAUCUAAACACAGCGACUAUGGCGGCAAGCUCUACUAUCAUCUGGGUUGGUAGUGCAGCCGUUUCGCCGAUUGGGGGCAUUCUACUUGACAAACUAGGCCGAAAGAAUGGUAUGCUAUCAGCAGCCAUUUUGUCGCUUACCGGCGUUGUCUUGCAAAGCGCGGCUCAGGAUAUUGCCAUGUUCAUCGUCGGACGAUUCAUUCUCGGAUGUGGAGUUGGACUCGGCUCGAUCGCUUGUCCGACAUAUGCAUCUGAGGUUGCCCCGACCAAGUACCGUCCGCUCAUGCUAGGAUUCUAUUACGAUAUCUGGUACUUCGGAGGUAUGGUUGCUGCUAUCGUUACUUACGGGACAUCUCAGAUUGAGAACACUUGGUCAUGGAGAUUGCCCUCCCUCUUCCAACUGCUUCCAAGUUUUCUUUGCUUGGCAAUGCUGCCUGUCAUCCCUGAGAGUCCGCGGUGGCUUGUUUCACAAGGCGAGCACGACAAAGCUCGCCAUGUGCUGGCUGCCACCAUGGCAAACGGCGACAUCACAGAUGCUGGCGUUCUGGACGCCUACCACCAGAUUUGUGGUGCUGUUGCUUUCGAAAAAGAGAACCCUGCCUCUCACAACUGGCUGGAACCUAUCAAAUCACCAUCGAACAGGAAGCGAGUUACGUUGGCUGUGUCAGUUGCUGUCAUCGGUAACUUGAGUGGCAGCGCUAUAGCCUCCUACUGGCUGGGGACUAUGCUUAGCCAAGCUGGCGUAACCGAUACAUAUAGUCAACUACAAAUCAACAUCGCCCUGAAUGUGUGGUGUUUUGCUUGUGCGGUGGUAGGAACACUACUUGCAGAUAAAAUUGGACGAAAGCCUCUUGGUAUCGGAAGUCUGACUUUUGCUCUGAUUUUCCUAUAUCUAGUCGGAAUCUUUACCAAGCUGUAUGGUUCUUCGACUGAUACUAGCGCCAUUUAUGGAACGGUUGCCUGUAUAUUCCUCUUUCAAGGCGGCUAUAGCUUUGGCUGGACAACAUUGCUUGUUAUGUAUCCGACGGAAGUCCUGAACUUUUCUCUUCGAGCAAAUGGCAUGGCUAUCUAUACGUUCACAUCCAACUCUGCAGGUGUUUUUGCAACAUUCAUUAUGCCUUUCGCGCUUGAAAAUAUCGGCUGGAGGAUGUAUAUCAUCAACGCUUCGUGGGACAUUCUGGAAGUACUCUUCGUUGCUUUCUUUUGGGUCGAAACUAAAAGAAGAUCUCUUGAGGAGAUUGAUGCGCUAUUUGGUCCCAGUGGACACCUGACUGUUGAUGACACCAUCGAAGGCCAUGAACUGAAAGAACCGCAUACCAGCACGCGACUUGAUAAGAUAGAGUCUAAGAGAUAA
This is a messenger RNA of Fusarium fujikuroi IMI 58289, 1518 nucleotides long. RefSeq names its product related to hexose transporter protein. Bases 1 to 1518 code for a protein of 505 amino acids. The record is from RefSeq and is a predicted model, not a curated record. Gene Ontology annotation, cellular component: membrane. Gene Ontology annotation, biological process: transmembrane transport; carbohydrate transport. The transcript is spliced from 7 exons. Gene Ontology annotation, molecular function: carbohydrate:proton symporter activity. NCBI's taxonomy places the organism in Eukaryota, Fungi, Ascomycota, Sordariomycetes, Hypocreales, Nectriaceae.